AUGCACUCGGAGAGAGGAAGGAGUGACAGGGAUAGAAACACCAGACUUUGCAGAAGAAUAAAAGAAGUAAAUGUGGAGGAGCUGGAAAGCAGAGGAAAGGCCAUAGUGUGCCUGAAGAAACAAGUUGAGACUUUAAAAAAGGACACCGUAAGUUUGAAGGACAUGUGCCAAGAGAAAGGCAAGACAAAAGAGAACGGACAAAUACGGAAAGAAGACAUACUUAAAUGGAUGAGUGAAACUAUGGAUGAAAAGUUAGGGGAAUUUACAACAGACUUGCUUGUCUCAGUAGGAAACAUGGUAAACGCUCGACUAGAAGGGAUUAAAAGCAGAUUACCUCCUGAAAAGAUUUUGAGGCCUCCGUUAAUCUCAGAUAAACGAAACGAGAGAGAUCAUCUGUAG
Messenger RNA from Diatraea saccharalis (sugarcane borer), 399 nucleotides. NCBI's taxonomy places the organism in Eukaryota, Metazoa, Arthropoda, Insecta, Lepidoptera, Crambidae. The record is from the annotation of a GenBank genome assembly.